AUGAGGAAUUUUUCAAUAACAUGGACAAAGCGACUAUGCGAAGAGCCAAAUGGAGAUUGUUUGUAUAAAUUGAGAAUAUGUGGAGGAGUAAGCUUUCGGAAAGCUCCUAUGAAUAGAAACUGUCCUUAUUUAUACCAUACUAUUGAUAUAACACCAUCUGAUAUUCCUGAAAAUAUAACCAUUCCAAUAAGGAUACGCUGGCCAGAGACUCCAUGGCAUUUGACUAUCAGUUCAUUAAAGAAUUAUCAUGAUAUCAUAUUCGAGUCAUCAUCAUUUUAUGAAAAACAUACAGCACUGGAUAAUUGGCAGAUGGUUAAUUUGGAAUCGGAGAACGCUUUGAUAAAUUUUCAAUUCAACAUUCAAUGUCAACCUUUUAUGUUCGGACCAUCAUGUGGCACUUAUUGUAACGACAAGCAACCUGAUCCGUUAGGAGGUCAUUUCAAAUGCUCGACAAUAGGAGAUCGUUUGUGUGCUCCAAAUUGGUCAGGCACCGGUUGUAACGAACCUAUUUGUUUUCAAAAAUGUGUUACUGGCCAAGGAAAUUGCUCACAGCCAAACGUAUGCAGUUGCAAUCGAGGAUGGCAAGGGGCAUCAUGUGAGCAAUGUAUUCCAUUCAGAGGCUGUCAACAUGGAUACUGUAACCAGCCUGGAGAAUGUAUUUGUCAUGAGCAUUGGACAGGAACAGCUUGUGACGUUGAAAUAGACUACUGUAGGCAUCAUGCGGGAGUUUGUCUGAAUGGAGGAACAUGCUCGUCUAAUGGAAUGGAGAAUGGAUAUUACUGUAAUUGCACUAACGAUUUCGAUGGGCCUAACUGCGAACAAAAGAAAGACUUAUGUGCUCAGUUUGAUUGUGGUACAGGAUUAUGCGUGAUUGAAGCCGAUCGACCACGUUGCUACUGUCCAGCAAAUACAAUCGGACCGUUCUGCUUAGAAAUUGAAGAAAGAUUUAAAAGUAAUAUUGUGCAAACAUCAGCAACACAGUUUAUCUGGUCUCACACUUUGUCUUCUCUUCUUUCCUUACUAUGCCUCAUAUUUGGUUUAAUCAGCUUGUUAGCAGGUUUUUACUACUUACAUCGUAAGAAGUUUGCGUCGACAGACGAAACAAUCGAAUGCGGAUUAUCAGUUGGCAAGCUGUCUGAUAGUUCAGAUCCACCGCCGAGCUACAGUUUAUUAGAUUUAUCCGAAUCACGAAUAUCACCUGAUUCUAGAAAAUAUCUAUUUCCAUCAACAACAGUUUAA
This is a messenger RNA of Auanema sp. JU1783, 1239 nucleotides long. NCBI's taxonomy places the organism in Eukaryota, Metazoa, Nematoda, Chromadorea, Rhabditida, Rhabditidae. The record is from the annotation of a GenBank genome assembly.